Pararge aegeria (speckled wood butterfly) is the source of this 883-nucleotide messenger RNA. Its product is annotated as tol-Pal system protein TolA-like. The coding region runs from base 115 to 867 and encodes 250 amino acids. Lineage: Eukaryota; Metazoa; Arthropoda; Insecta; Lepidoptera; Nymphalidae. The record is from RefSeq and is a predicted model, not a curated record. The transcript is spliced from 3 exons.
UUUUACGAAAUAUUUCCCAUACAUUACUAAAUAAAAAACGGUAAACCUAUGUAGUUCUUAAAGUUUAGCGAGGCAAUUGCCGCUACAUGCACGUAAGGCAACAAAACGUUACAAAUGAAACUUAUUUUGUUGAUUGGUGCGCUACUGGUGUCUGUGCAGGGAAUCCCAAAACCAAGGAGAACUAUUGAAGAUACAAGAUCACAACAAUUUAAUUCGCAGGGUAAUGAGAAUUCGCAGGGUAAAGCAAAUAUUGCAAGGGAUUGUAAAUCAAAGUGUGCGUCGAGUAUAGCACAAAAAGCUGCCGCCGAAGCUAAGGCUGCCCAGGCUGCUCAAAAUGCGGCAGGGGCUCAAGCAGCGCAUAUGGUGAAAACUCAGCUUGCCGAAAAGGCUCUACAGGCUGCUAAAGCUGCGGAAGCAGCUUUAGCUGGUAAACAGGCGGUUGUAGAACAAUUGCAACAAGAGGUUAAGGAGGCUGAGGCCGUAGUCUGUGAGAAUACGCAAGCUGUUCACCAACAGCAAGCUGCGGUGAAUGCUGCGAUACAAGCAGCACAGCAAGCCUCUGUCCAGCAUAAGUUGAUGUGUCAAGCUGUCCAGCUUUCUGCUCAACUAGAAAAGGCAGCUCACAGUGUACUGGAGAAGGUGAAGUGUGGUUUACAAGAAAAAUUUCAUAAUUUAUCAGAGUCGAGAUCAAGGUUAGCCCAUCUACAACAUAAGCUACAAUGUGCUUGUGCAGAAUGUGCAGCUACUAAACAAGCCGCCCAUAGUGCUUGCGAGGCCGCAAGAGCUGCUUGCGGGAAUGCUAGAAGGAAAAAACGUUUUAGUAAGAGGAAGGUUCCUGUAAAAAGACAAAUAAAGCGCGCAGGAUGAUUGAAAUGAACAUACC